AUGGGCUCUGCAUCUCCUCCGGACUCGAGUCCAACGAGGAUUGACAAAAGUGAAAACAUUAGCACCGACCAGGGUGCCCAGUCCUUAACGUUAGACAAUGCCAACGACAGAUCCGACUCUUCUGAUACUGUCAUUCGCAAAGGCCGCGGCACUUUCCGCGCCGGCUCUGACACUCAACAAGAACAAAAACCAUCCCGUCCUCCUCGGGGCCGUGACAUUGACCCAACCGCUCAACGCCAAUAUCCUUCCAAAUCGAAUGACAAAUCUAUUAAACAAGGCCACCGCAAAUCAAAAUCCGAAUCCAGACGCGGUAGCAAUGGUAUUUUUCAACCUGCAUCAGAGAGUGGUGAUUCAGCCACGGAAGCCAUUUCUGCUGACGAUAUGUCUAGGCUCAAUGCUGCUUUUGAGAGCACUUCGAUUAAUGACAAUAAUUCUUCUCUUGCUGAUAAUGUGUCGGGAGUAAGGGUGCAAGGAAAUGCUACUAUUCAGACACAGAACCUUGAAGAGUGGGAGCGGAAUGCGGAUGGUGGUGAAAGGGUCAAUACGCCUACUUCUCCGGCUGACGGUGAAGCGAAGAGGCUGGAUGGCCAGAGGAGUGAUGGUGGGAAUUAUAAUAGUAAUAGUGGUGGUAAUAACAAUACGAACAAGCCUCCGUUCAAGAAGGGGCAUAAAAAGAGCAAGAGUAGCAGGAUUGAGUUUAAUUUUGAUCCCGAUGCGUAUGAAGGGUCGACACGUAUUCUUGAUGUAUUCGGCUUCCCGGCGACUUUUAAGACACACAAUCUCCACGAGAUUUUCCACGAAUACGAGAAUAUGCGUGGAGGUUACCGCAUCAAGUGGAUGGAUGACACCCGUGCCCUUAUUAUCUUUGAACAUCCUGCUACUGCGCGAAAAGCGUACUUGGACAACGUGGCUAAUCCAUUGGCCUCUGUGAAGCCGUAUGAUGGGCCAACGGAUUUCCUCCAAAAAAAUGCCAAUAAUGCAAAUAAUGCUAUCCCCCCCCGCGCUCGCCCGCAAACAACUGAUGUGGUCGCAAGGCGAUUGGUACAUGGUGCUCUUGGUGUACGUGGUCCGAGGUCUCCCGAGCAGCGUCAAGCUGAGCGACAGUUGUUCCAGAAUGCCAGAGGUAAUUAG
This is a messenger RNA of Paraglomus brasilianum, 1131 nucleotides long. NCBI's taxonomy places the organism in Eukaryota, Fungi, Glomeromycota, Glomeromycetes, Paraglomerales, Paraglomeraceae. The record is from the annotation of a GenBank genome assembly.